Molecule: messenger RNA, 1649 nt
Organism: Leptonychotes weddellii (Weddell seal)
Lineage: Eukaryota; Metazoa; Chordata; Mammalia; Carnivora; Phocidae
Source: RefSeq, a predicted model, not a curated record
UUAGAGAUAACUGAAAGGGCCCCCUGAUCAGGUCCUAGACAAGGAAGCGUGGACCCCGAGAAGUAAGAUGGGGACCUGGUUACUUCCUCUCUUUGCACCACCCCAGACCGUGGGCCUAACCAGAAACCCCGGCCCUAUGGCUGGUGCGGCGGGUGUGGUCGGGCGGCGGGAUACCCGGUACGAGGAGUCCCGUUCCCAUCCCACCCCAGGGCCCCGGGCUCUCGCUGUGGCCAGUCAGCUUCUUGGGUGUCUGCACGCUGGCCCCAGGGAUGCUGGUUUUUUUUGCGUCAGACUUUUCAGACAGCUGCACGAGAAAACCCGCCACACCUCGCCGCGGCCCACCAACCGCGCCUACCCUCCGGACUCAGCCACCCAUCUCUGCAGGGGUGCCUUGUUCCAGAAAGUAAACCCACCCUGGAAGGAUGCGUAAUUGCCACUCUUGAGAUGCGGCUGCAGGCCAGGGUGACUCUGAGCAACAGCAAAGCAUGCAUGUCCCGGGAUGGCGACUUUGUGGGGAGGUCCCACGAGUGACUCGUCUGUCCUAAUUGAUAGUUGGGUGGGGGCCGUUCUUUCUGGGUUCACUCCAGCCCCUUCCCGCAAAAAUGAAGGAAACUUCUCAGCUGGAACAGUACAGGUUUCCCAAGGCUACAAGGAGCAGGGCAUCCCACAGCAGCUGUGAGCCCGAAGGAGCCGCUGAGAAUUCCAGGGCGGUCCCAUGGGGGCCGUACCAGGCCGCAGGCGGCACCGGGACCUUUACGCACGCUUUUCUGCCAUCUCCUGGGGUCGGAGUGGAAGAGGGGUAUUUAAAAAACAGUAUUUAUGUUGAAAACGCAUAUGCUUUUCUUGGCAGGCUGCCAGGCUGCCAGCCCCCCACCCCCACCCCCACGCUCCAGAAAGACACAGGCCCCCAGAGCAUCUGGGGGGGCGUGGGGGCAGGGUUGCGGACAGCGAGACUGGGAUGCUCGGCUCUCCCCUGCCCUGCACGUCUCCCUGCCCACUGUGAGGGCACCCUGGAGCUGCCGGGUCAGGCAGCAGGGGCUCACCGAGGGGCAGGGUGCGGUGGACCCUUCCUCUGGGUCCCCAGACCCUGUCUGUUUGCGCUGCUGUCUCCUGGGGGCCGCGCCAGGACAGGAAUGAGGAUGCACAUGUCCCCAGCCCGGUGUGGAAAGGCCUGCCGUGCCUUCCUGGGGAUGGACCCCUGAAAGUCUCUCCUGGCCCCGCGCUCCCUUACUGUAGCCUACCCUUCACCCACCCCCCUCCUCGCCGCUGAAAUCUCUGGGCCUGGGUGUGUUUUGACCUUUGUUUCCCUAGAAGGCGGCCAGCAACUCCAUCCCUGGGCGAAACGGCUAGAAUUACCAGGUGUUCAUACACAGAAUCCCCAGUGCAGGUGUGAGCGAGCACAGGCCAGCAGCCUUUCACAUUAUACUGAACGCCACUCCUGGUCAAUAGUCCUCCUAAAAUCCUUGGGGCCAGACGGGUCUCCAAAUUCGGAAAACGUGGAUUUGAGACAGAAUAAGACCCACGUACCGUGCAUUUCCUAACACGCCCGCAAUCUGGAGCACCUCCCAACCAUCGAGUGCAUGACUGUUUUUGCAGAGAAUCCUGUGAAAAGUCAGACUAAUUGGGAUCAAUAAAAACCAUAAAUAGCC